This is a messenger RNA of Emericellopsis atlantica, 2232 nucleotides long. RefSeq names its product transmembrane receptor, eukaryota. The transcript has 5 exons. Gene Ontology annotation, biological process: retrograde transport, endosome to Golgi. Gene Ontology annotation, cellular component: Golgi apparatus; membrane. The record is from RefSeq and is a predicted model, not a curated record. Bases 445 to 2070 code for a protein of 541 amino acids. NCBI's taxonomy places the organism in Eukaryota, Fungi, Ascomycota, Sordariomycetes, Hypocreales, Bionectriaceae.
UGGAUGGAUGGACAAGUGACGAAAUAUUCAGGUGCCUGAAGCUGUCUGUCCUACCCUACAGCUGCAUUACGUACCUGCACCUCAAUGCUCCACUGGGCGCGGCAUCCGGACCAACAUCAUCCAUCAUCUUGCUGCCUAUAAGCAUUGUCCAGCAUCGCUUCGAGCCAAGCAUUCAACACACUGAUUCAGCGGUCUUUCGAUAUCCGGCCGACGACUGCAAUCUCCAAGGGCGAACUGGGAGGAUUCGUCUCGUGGAAGUGACAUUGACGACGACCGCGCAAUCCGAGCUGGCCUGGCUUGCUUGCUUACAGUACUGCUGGCUGCCCCUGUAUCUGUCCUCUCUUCCAGCGCUUCGCGACGACGACCAGACCACAACAACCUCGAUCGAAAGCUCCAAGUACCCGCCCAACCUCGAUACUGCCUGCGUAGGCCAUCCCAAAAACGAUGAAGUCUCUUAUGGGACUGCUGGCCGCGGGCCUGUUCCUCUGGACAGCCCAGGCCAUGGAGAUCCUCAUGAACGAACAGGACGAGAGUCGCCAAUACUGCGCCGGCAUGUACGGCAAGAAGACCUGGGGCGGCCCCGUCGACCCCUUCAUCCUCGUCAAGUAUCUCGACGCCGACAAGGACUCGGGCGAUGACCCCAUCACCAGCAUGGUCAUCUUCGAGUGGCGCGACCGCGACCUGGUCGGCAUCCCGGACCCCGACGGCUGGGGCAACCGCCUCGCCAUCUGCAACGACGACUACGUCAAGGACGGCCUCUGCGACAAGAAGCACAUUGGCGAGUUCGUCCUCGCCGCCAACGCGACCGACGACAGCCGCGCGACCAUUGUCACAAAGGCCGUCCACCUCAAGGACUCGGAGCCCAUCAAGUACAUGGUCAAGAAGACGGGCUACUACUGCAUCGUGACCGACCCCUGGAAGACGAAAAAGUACUCGGCCGUCGUCGAGUUCCGCAACGCCUACGGCGAGCUGGCGGCCACCCAGAUCCCCAAGCUGCCCUUCUACGGUGCCAUGACCAUUGUCUACACCCUUCUGGCGGGCUACUGGGGCUUCCUCUACUACCAGCACCGGCAGGACAUCUUGCCGGUCCAAAACUACAUCACCGCCAUCCUCGGCUUCCUCGUCAUCGAGAUGCUGCUCACCUGGGCCUUUUACGACUACCAGAACCGCAACGGCUCCAACGUCGGGUCCAAGGUCUUCCUCGUCAUCGUCGGCAUCCUCAACGCGGCUCGCAACUCCUUCUCCUUCUUCCUCCUGCUCAUCGUCUGCAUGGGCUACGGCGUCGUCAAGCACACGCUGGGCCGCGCCAUGAUCUGGGCGCGCUGGCUGGCCGCCGCCCACUUUGUCUUUGGCCUCGUCUACUCGGUCACCAGCCUGCUCAUCUCCCCCGAGGCCGCCGGCCCCUUUGUGCUCCUCAUCGUGCUGCCCCUGGCCGCCACCCUGACCGCCUUCUACAUCUGGACCCUCAACUCCAUGAACGCCACCCUCAAGGACCUCCGCGAGCGCAAGCAGCACGUCAAGGAGUCCAUGUACCGCAAGCUCUGGUGGGCCAUCCUCGCCUCCCUCCUCGUCAUCUUCGCCUUCUUCUUCUUCAACUCCUUCACCUUUGCCUCCGUCGGCGACCCGGACUUUGUCCCCUUCCACUGGAAGACCCGCUGGUUCGUCCUCGACGGCUGGCUCAACCUCGUCUACUUUGCCGACAUUGCCUGGAUCGCCUACAUCUGGCGCCCGACCGCCAACAACCGCCGCUUCGCCAUGAGCGACGAGAUUGCCCAGGACGACGAUGGCAACUUUGAGAUUGGCGACAUUGGCAUGCCGGAUGACUCGGACGACGAGGAGGCGGCCAUUGGCAAGGGUGACGAUCAGCACCAGCACCACCAGCCACAACAGCAAGGGGUAGGCAUGCCCAGCGCUGGCCUGUCCAACCCUGGUCAGUCUUCAGGUGCGUCAGGGCACAGGGCGAUCCCGCGUGAGAGUGUAGACGGCGAGACCCUGUUUGCGGUCGGGGACGAGGACAAGUUCUCCGACGACGGGAGUGACGAGGACGCCAAGCUCGUCAAAUCGAAAUGAGCUCUCUGUGAGAAGAGACGGCCGCCAGAUAGAGGCGUUAUAUUAUGAUCGCACAUGGGAUCUCGGGCUUUCAUGUUGUACGAUGGACGACGAGUAAGGUCUGUUGAGGAAGCGUUGCACAGGUAUUAUUUUAGUCAUUCAUAAUGGGAUCAAAUUUUACAC